ACCAGCGUUUAUUGAAUAAACACUCGCGAUCACCCCUUUCUGAUACCAUUAGCAAGUAGUUUCUGUACUAGGAGGCGGGCACCGUUGAUUUCUGGAUAAUGUUAUUCAAGGUUUGGGACAGAACAAGAUCAAAGAGGAAAUUCAUCGUCGCUGCGAGUCUAAAUGAACUGCAGCAGAAAGGGUGUGAGAAGUUCGGUGUGGUCCGUCCCAGGGUGGUCACUGAGAGCGAUGGCACAGAGGUGGAGGAGGACGAGGUGCUGGUCGAGUUAACCAACGAGGUCCUCAUCAUAUUAGGGGACGCGGAGGUCUGGGAACCACCGGACGCUGCGGUCACUCCAUGUCCAGCGCGGAAUGUUAAGGACAAUCCAGUGUCCACAACUGUGAAGACGUGGUCAGCUCCAGCUCCCGUUAGCCCUCCGCCAAGACGACAAAGUCCCCAGAUCAAGAGACCCGUGCAGACACCUCAAGUGAGGGUGACAUGUGCCGCGACCACACGGCGUUCACCUCGACGACAUCUAGGUGUCACUAAGAGAGAUACAAUGCCGGUAAAAGAGUGCAGGAAUGAAGAAGUGGUGUUGCUGUCCGACUCUGAUGACUCUGGAGACGAGGUUAAGAACAUCACUGGCACAGGAACCCCUCUCACCAGUCAAAGACGGGGACCACCAGGGGCAGUACCCAACAGACCACCCCAAACCUCACCGGUCACCGGAAGUCUGGACCACGGCCAGUUGACCAGAUCUCAGUCCAGUCAGGGUAGUGUUGGAGACGGCCCUCUUCCCACAGGACAUGAUGUUGGGGUCCAGAACUACAGCGGAAGUGUCACAGCUGACGUCACCAAGGACCCAGAUGAGUUGGCAUUGCCAGUGUUUUCUUAUUAUGUGGAGGCAUCUCUGAAAGCAGGCAAGUCGGAAGCAGUGUGGCACCGCCUGGUCCAGGAGUCAGCACUGUUCUACACCACACACUAUCCACGCCGUGUGAACGACGCCACCGAGUAUCGACGCAUUGGGAAAACCAUGUAUGAGACGUAUCCGUGUAUAGGACACGAUGGACAGGAACCUUGGUCGCUAUUUGUCAAGUGUUUGAGUCAGCGAAUACGUCGUAUAAGAUGGGAAAGGAAAAAGUUUGCCGACAAUGUAACCAAACCUACCGGAACGAGCCUUCAACCAAAAGAAUCCGCUGACCACAUCAACAAAACAUCGUCUCUUUCCGGUUCGAUCCGAACAUUCCCGGAAUCUACCGCCAUUUCUGAUCAAGAACCGGAACCCAAGUUACCGAAAAUUUUAGACAUAAAAGGCUUGGAUAAGGAGGACUGUAUACAGCCUUUCUCUUCACACACGUGGAAAUACAACAUAACCGAACAAACGCUUGCGGAGACGGACGAUAAACAGCCGGACUUGUACGAGAACUUACCCGAAGAAUGCCGGAAACAGAUCGAGGAAAUCCGAGUGGCUUGGAACACGAACGAUAUAAUUAUCAAUGCGAACCACGUGCAAGACGUGCUGUCCACCACUUAUGAAAGUCGACAGAAAUGGAUACGAGUGUUAAAGACGAAAAAGUUGAAAACCAUCUUAAAGCUUUACCCUUGUUUUGAUAACGGGGAUUACCUUCUUUUCGAGAUGGGUUUAAAGUUUGGGUCUGAAGAGUAUGAACGAAUAAGACGCUUGUUUCCCGUUUUCAUUCGUGGAUUACAACAAUUGGCGAUUGAAGACCUAAAAGUGUCUGACGAUGACGUCUUCGGCAUGGUGCGGUACAUGGAAGAAGAGACAAAGUUUGAGAGAGGCAAAGGAACCAAAACAAAGUCCAUACUAGUUUUGUGCCAGGGGAGUGAUCAGCCACCACUGACAAGUGUAGAAGACGCCCCUUAUCUUGCUGUUUUCCGGUCAGAGGACAAUGUUCUGCAGCACACAUGCGUCAUUGCCAAUGGCUGCCGGAUUGAAGUCAAGUCCAAUUCCGCAGAGCAAGCUGUGCUGGUGCUGCUGGCGGUCUACUGUUGUUUUCAACUAGAAUACCCGAAGGAAUACUCGCAGAUUCUAGGGAUAUUUCAGCAGUAUCUGCUAGGGAUCCCGUACAUGGGGAUAAAGUCGAAAAAAUAUUUAUUUUUUUCAAAACGAUUGGCAGCCAAGUUGUGGACUUUGCAAUCACCUGAGUAAACACCCCCUGGAGAUAUGACUUAAAAUUGUACAUGGGACAGUCGUUUUUUUCUGAAUUUAACUACAGUGGGAUAAAAAAGCGUUGGGCUAAUAUUUGGUAUUUUGCCGACCUUUGGACACUAAAUGCCAAUAGGGCCUACACAAGACAGUGUUUACGUACUUUUUCGCUUUUAGAUUACUAGGCGGACGUCGGGUGUAUAAUUCCAUACAAUGUUAGCCAUUCACAGUCCAUUUUGUAUGUUCAAGAGGUUUGAAAUUUACGAGAGACAAACUAAACAUCUUAAUGGCUGAUACCGGUGUGACGUGACAGAGUCCAUCCUUAAUUUGCACAGCCCUAGAUCUUGACCCACCUACGUCAGGCUAACCCUAACCUGUAUAAAUAAGUAGGCCCUAAAAGUUGAACUCUCUGUUACACGGUUUCGUCACAGAUCUCCCUGACAUUUAUCCCCCAGGCGGGGGGG
Messenger RNA from Lingula anatina, 2611 nucleotides. RefSeq lists its product as uncharacterized. Gene Ontology annotation, biological process: apoptotic process; regulation of apoptotic process. Lineage: Eukaryota; Metazoa; Brachiopoda; Lingulata; Lingulida; Lingulidae. The record is from RefSeq and is a predicted model, not a curated record.